Molecule: messenger RNA, 1034 nt
Organism: Hermetia illucens (black soldier fly)
Lineage: Eukaryota; Metazoa; Arthropoda; Insecta; Diptera; Stratiomyidae
Gene: MED8
Product: mediator of RNA polymerase II transcription subunit 8
Exons: 4
Coding region: 127-897 (256 amino acids)
Biological process (GO): regulation of transcription by RNA polymerase II
Cellular component (GO): mediator complex; core mediator complex
Molecular function (GO): RNA polymerase II cis-regulatory region sequence-specific DNA binding; transcription coregulator activity
Source: RefSeq, a predicted model, not a curated record
GUUUAUGAUAAAGUGAUAUGUCAACCUUACUUCAUACGAAAGUAUAUUUGUGAACAUUAGAUUCGGUGAAUUUUCUCGCUGCUGCUUAAAUAUUCCGAAAAAAAGUAAAUUAAACCUUAGUCAAAAAUGUCCCGUGAGGAAAAACAACUUGAAAUGCUCCUUGAAUCAGUCCUGAGUCGACUGAACGAUCUAAAACUUUCCAUUGGCGCAAUGAUACACAAAUUGGAGACCGAGUACGAAACCAUCAACUGGCCGACGUUUCUUGAUAAUUUCGCUUUGAUUUCAAGUCAUCUCACAGGUUUGUCGAAAAUUCUGGCCAAGGAACUUGGUCCGCCGCUUAGAAAUCUGACCGUGCUUCCGUUGCAUCUUUCGCCGGAACGCGACGAAAGUUUGUGGCAGUUAACCGAGGGCCGGGUGCCGGUCUUUUCGCACGACAUCGUUCCUGACUAUCUGCGGACUAAACCUGAACCGGCGGCUGAACAAAGAAUGCUUCAGCAUGAACAGAAGGCGAGCAAUUUAUCAGCAGAAGCUGCCAUGAAGCAAGUUACACAAUACAACAAAGUCGUGUCUCACAUCGCGGAGAUGGUGAGUAAAACGCGCGAGGAGUGGGAGAUAGAGUCGUCGGCGCGAUCAGGCGUACAGCAAACAAGUAGCAUGACAGACACACAGGCACUCGUAGCGGCGGUCGGCAUGGGGAAGGGCCUUAAGGUGACCAUGCCUGUAUCUGUGCCGGGCUCCGCUCCCUCAGGAGGUCUCAUGGUGCCGCCAACCAUUCGCCCACCAACGCAGAUGAGCUCUGUCAGCCCGUCGGGGGUGAACCCGCUCGGCAAGGCACCUUCUUCGAUUAAAACCAACAUCAAAUCUGCUUCACAAAUUCACCCAUUCAACCAGCGAUGAUUGUGUCCACGGCGGGUGCGGGUGGAACUUUGUGAUAUAAAAUGUUAUUUUUAAGGUUCUGUAUGAGUAAAUAGUAUAUUUAAGGAGUAAUUUGUACGUUUGCUAAGAUAAUACACGAUAGUGUCAAUUGAUUAGAA